Molecule: messenger RNA, 2793 nt
Organism: Nanorana parkeri
Lineage: Eukaryota; Metazoa; Chordata; Amphibia; Anura; Dicroglossidae
Gene: ARHGEF25
Product: Rho guanine nucleotide exchange factor 25
Exons: 16
Coding region: 213-2249 (678 amino acids)
Biological process (GO): axon guidance
Cellular component (GO): cytoplasm; plasma membrane
Molecular function (GO): guanyl-nucleotide exchange factor activity
Source: RefSeq, a predicted model, not a curated record
UUCUCUCAGCCCCUCUCAGGCAGCAUUAGGGCAGCAGCUGGCUUGUCUCAGCCCCUCCAUUCGUACAGUAGUGCUCUCCCUGCUCCUCCCCAGUGUGCUGUUCCUCCCCACUCCACUUCGCUAGGGGUGUCUGCUGUCUGGAGGGCACAGUGGGGGUGCAUCAUCACUGGCAUGCUUUGGACCGGGCUCGCCAUCGCCAUGCCUGGGGAGCAAUGAGAGGGGGCAAACCACGCCACGGCUGUGCUUGCCAAAACCUCUUCCGCAAAGUCCUGUCUCAGUGCAGCUGCUGCUACGCUCGGGUGAGAGAAUCCUAUUCUAUUGCUGGCAGUGAUGGCAGCAUUUCAGCUUCAGUGGCUUCCAUCCAACCUCAGCCCUCUACUAGCUCCGCACCUAGUUCCCCUGGAUCCAGGAGGUCUGUCAGUACUUUGAAGAAAUGGCUGACAAAUCCAGUGAGAAAACUAAGCAGUGGAAGCCGCCUUGAUCAGAGGCAGAAGAAGAUUGAAAGUCGUCCAAAACGAGGCUUACCAGGUCGAAGACGGAGUGCGGAUGACGGCGGCAGGGGGAGCUUUGACCUUGGAGUGUUGCGGAAAAUGGAGGACUUCACUCGGCCAGAAGAUAAGAGCUUGGAAUGGAAAGAACAUGAUAAUCCUGACAAACAUCAAUUGCCUGACAUAUCUUUCCUGUGUGACCUGCUGCAGGGGGCAAACACAGAGCCCGACAAUAAGGAUCCGCACACAUCCUACCUCCCAGACUCCAGAAAGAAAGAGUCUAUAGCUUCUGAAACGUCUCUUGCUUCCUCCUAUUCCCCUGAAGAAACAGAAGAAGAAAGGAAGAGUGCCUUAGAAAAGAGUAUGUAUGUCUUAAUGGAGUUAGUAGAAACUGAGAAGAUGUAUGUGGAAGACUUGGGCCAAAUAGUAGAGGGUUACAUGGCAACCAUGAGUGCUCAAGGAAUUCCUGAGGACAUGAAGGGAAAAGACAAAAUUGUCUUUGGGAACAUACACCAGAUAUUUGAUUGGCACAAAGAUUUUCUUCUAGGUGAGCUGCAAAAGUGCCUUGAGGACCCAAGCCGAUUAGCACAUCUCUUCAUAAAGCAUGAGCGCAGGUUGCACAUGUACGUGGUAUAUUGUCAAAACAAGCCCAAGUCUGAGCACAUUGUGUCCGACUAUAUUGAUACCUACUUUGAGGAGUUGAGGCAACAGCUGUCACAUCGCCUGCAACUCAAUGACCUACUUAUCAAACCAGUGCAAAGGAUCAUGAAGUACCAGCUGCUGCUAAAGGACUUUCUUAAGUAUUUCAGUAAAGCCGGACAAGAUACAACGGAACUGGAGAAAGCUGUGGAAGUGAUGUGCUUUGUUCCCAAACGAUGCAACGACAUGAUGAACCUUGGCAGACUGCAAGGGUUUGAGGGAAAGAUCACAGCUCAGGGGAAGCUUCUCCAGCAAGACACAUUUAUGGUGAUAGAACAAGAGUGCAGUUUCCUGACACGGGGUAAAGAACGCAGGGUCUUCCUCUUCGAGCAGCUCAUCAUCUUUAGUGAACCCAUUGACAGGAAGAAGGGCUUCUCAUUGCCUGGGUACAUCUUUAAAAACAGCAUCAAGAUCAGCUGUCUGGGCAUGGAGGACUCUGUGGAUAAUGAUCCCUGUAAGUUUGCACUGACAUCCCGUGGUACAGAUCGCAGUCUAGUGCGUUACAUUCUGCAGGCCUCGACUGCUGAGAUCAGACUGGCCUGGAUCCAUGACAUUGGACAGAUAUUAGACAGCCAGCGUAACUUUCUUAAUGCACUUCAAUCACCUAUCGAGUACCAACGAAGGGAAAGCAAGUCCAACAGUCUGGGAAGAUCUACCAACAGCCACGUGAUGGAAUCUACCCGUGGAGCUCUCAGACCCCAUUCCUCUGCCUCUAUGGAUAGAAACAAAGUGCCCAACCUCAAAUCCUACAAUACUUCUCUGCCAUCCCUUUAUUUACCCAACAACUCUAGGGAGAGUCGAAGCAAGGUUCACCCUACUCGAAAGAGUUCACACUCAGAUGUCCUUCCCCCAUCAACUCUGACCCCAGCACACAUCAACCUUAAUUUAAAUCAUUAUUCCGAGUCCUCCACCUCUACUGUGUCCAACGGAACAUCACAAAGUGACCCCACCAGUCGUAAACUGAGCACGUUGGGUCGAGAACUCCCUGGCUACGCCUCUACCCCUGAUGAAAUGGGUGUACCAAUUCCCCGGUUGGCCAAGCUGGAUGAGGAUGAACUUUGAACUUUGGACAAGUGUACAGGGGUUGAAUUAUUUAAAUCAUCCUGGAGUUUCCAGGUUGCAGCUGUUGUCUGACAUCCGUGGAUAGAGGGCUUCUGUGCUUGGAACAGGAUAACUAUGAGAGAAGGGAACUUGCCUUUAUGCCUUUUUUCCACAUCCAACACAGUCUGCAAGUCUGUAGUAUGAUGCCUGCUCUAUGAGGAGCAAUGUUUAUAUGAGGACAUUCAGCUCCAGAACUGCUUGGGAGACCUUAUGGUGUACACUCUAUGUCCACUAUGUGCUCAAACAACUAAAGACUUGUUUUAAAACUGACUUGAGAGUGACUGAAGGAAACAAGUGAAAAAGAAACAUGUGUCAUGCUUUGAUAAAGGAUGAAAUGAAGAAUUGUAUUUUCCAAACCUUAGGCAAACAUAUAAGCAUUUCACCCAACCACAAAUUCUGCAGAAAGCCAUCUUCACAUUCUAGCUCUUUACUUGACAAUCAUGAAGCUCAUUGAAAUGGGAAGGUUUUGACUGCCACAUGCUUAAGUCUUUGUGUAAGCAAUCUG